Molecule: messenger RNA, 1350 nt
Organism: Phytophthora megakarya
Lineage: Eukaryota; Oomycota; Peronosporomycetes; Peronosporales; Peronosporaceae
Source: the annotation of a GenBank genome assembly
AUGGGAUCUACAUGGGAACGCACCAUCGCAAUUUCAAGUCUUCGCCAAGUCGACGAAUAUGCCAGAUCCGAAGUCGCCAUGAGUGUAAAUCUUCAACCAGGAGAAUCACGAGGGUAUUGGAAACAGCAGGAUCCAGAUCUGUGGUUUAGACCCGCAGAUCGGGAAGUCACUCCGGAGACCCAAAGGCCUAGCAAGAUCGCGGAGUACCAAUGGUCAACAACCAUGGAUCUACUACCGGGAGUAUCCCGUGGUUACUGGAAGCAUCAUUCGCCAGGCAAAUGGUUUCGUCAGGCGAAGAUAACAAGCAAGAUCCACAAUGAGAAGGCGAACUUCCUCUUAGAUACCGACGCCGAGGUGUCCAUCGUGGACACCGCCUUUGCUCGUAAGAAUCUGGCGUUUGAAGCUACGUCAGACACCCGAUCCGAAGAAAUGGAGGUCAAGAACCCGCUGGUUACCGUGGUGGAGCGGCCCGAGUAUGAAACCCCGCGCGCAAUACUCCAAAGACCGAAGGCAACGUUGAUUCAGCGUUUGAAAGUCGAGGCAAGUCAGGAUCAAGAUAUUCCGGACUGCCCACCCUCCGACGAGUCGCCGCCGGACAAGUCGCCGUCGGUGAUGCGACCGUUGGAUCUAGCGUCUGUCGCGAGCGAAGAGUCGGAUCUAUCGUCUAUCGCAGACGAAGACCCUAUAUCACAUGCCGUAACUGUCGAGGAGGCGCCAGAAGAUCGCGAUCGAGUGACACCGGACACAUGGGCGACUAAUCCGCUGGUGGAGAAAACCACAGACAUGGAAGGACGGCGAGAAGAAGAUAGCCGAGGUGAAAUUGAGGACGUCAGCCUGGACCAACUACAUCCGAUGGCGCAAGAUCAAGGAACAUCGCCGUCGGAGUGCGUGUACCACGUCUAUGUCGAAAAAAAAACGGACUUGGAUCCAUCACCUAUUGUGGAAGAUCAACCAUGCACAUCGGAUCUGGAUCUUACCUGGGAUUCAGACCAAGAUUAUGAUGAAUGCGUGUAUUACCAUGAAGGAAGCGAUCUAUACGCCGAAGAUGUCGAUGAUCAGAUGGCGGUGCUGCCCGAAGUACCUGUGACGACGGAAGAUGUAAAGAUCGAAGAUAUUCAACUAUGCGGAUCUGAUAAUCAAACUCCAGAGGAAGUCGAGCGACUCCGCCAGAAGAUUUCUCUUGAUCGGGAAAGGAAAUGCCCUUCCGCCGGCAGCCAGAGACCCAUCGCCCUUAAGUGCCGUAAGUUGCGGAUCCAGUUCAGGGAGAAGCUAGUAGAUCUGAUCAAGGGUCUAUUGUCCGCCAAGAUGAUCAACUAUUCCAGAUCACCAUGGGCUUCCCCAUCGUGGUGA